UCAGUGUGAGUGUGGUGCUGUCGUAGGAACAACGUGCGAUACGCGACACGCGUUUUAGUGAUUGUUUGCGCGUUGCUGUAUAAUGAUAUCUAAACAGACAUAGUUGCAAUAGCUACUCAUAGUCGUUCUUUCGGUGAUUUCAUUAAUAAAUAAUCUGUGUUUAAAGUUAAUAACAAUGACUCCCACACAAGAGGACGGGCUCGAGCCGCCACACAUCGUGGUGCUGGACGGCGGGUUCUCCACGCAGCUCUCGUGUCACGUCGGCCACGUCAUCGACGGCGACCCCCUGUGGAGUGCGCGCUUCCUACACACUCACCCCAACGAGGUCGUCAACACACAUCUGGACUUCCUUAGAGCUGGCGCUCAUCUAAUCAUCACAAACACGUACCAGGCGUCGGUGGGCGGGUUCGUGGAGCACCUGGACAUGACCCCCGAACAAAGUUAUGAUCUCAUCAUGCGAGCGGUGGACCUGGCCAAGCAAGCGAGGACCUUAUACCUUGAGGAAUACGAGGAUUACAUACAAAAUGAUCUCAUCCCAUUAGUGGUGGGGGCGGUGGGACCAUAUGGCGCCCAUCUACACGACGGGUCGGAGUAUGAUGGCAGCUACGCGGAUACCACAUCUGUUCAGACAAUGCGUGAAUGGCAUCGACCACGUAUCCAGGCCCUAGUGGAAGCUGGAGUAGAUUUAUUAGCCCUGGAGACUAUACCUUGUCAAGAGGAAGCAGAGAUGCUGUGCGACCUGUUAAGGGAAUAUCCUAAUAUUAAGGCGUGGCUGUCAUUUAGUUGUAAGGAUAACCAAAGUAUAGCACACGGUGAAUGUUUUCAAAAAGUGGCCAAGAAAUGUUGGGAAGCCAAUCCAGAGCAACUCGUGGCUGUCGGAGUAAACUGCUGCGCGCCGUCCUCCGUGUCCAAUCUGUUGAAAGGGAUCAACGAUGACCGCCCACACGCACCUAUUCCUCUCAUUGUUUAUCCGAGCUCGGGGGAGAAGUACAACCCUCAAAUUGGAUGGAUAGACCGCGACAAAUGCGAGCCGGUGGAAGUAUUCAUCCAAGAGUGGCUGGACCUUGGCGUCCGAUACGUGGGCGGGUGUUGUCGCACGUACGCCGCCGACGUAUCGCGGAUACGCAACCAGGUGCACUGCUGGCGCGACCGCUGGCGCUUCCAGCAUCGUUACCAGGCGAAUACGUCACCGCAAAAUUAAUUAACGUUGACCAUAGAUAUGUAGACGCUGGCGACCACAGACUAUAAGCGGAAUACCAAAACUUAUCCAUAAUUCAUCAACCUCAGUUAUUUAUAAGCGACGAAGGUUUUUUACAGGGUUAUUAUUAUGGCGCAAAACAUACCUAUCUAUCAACGGGGAAUGCCAUAUAUUGCGCCUAAUAUAUUUAUAACGCUUUUAUUUUGAAACUAUUAUAUAACUGUAUCUAAUAAUAAACCAUUCAGUUUUGGACAUAAAAUUAUUUAUUAAUCGAAUUAUAUACUGAAUUUUAUUAAACAGUCCACGAUUGUUUUAUGGUAAAUUUUAGCGACUAUUGUAUUUACCAAUAGUUUGACUAGAUUUUCAUUGUGAAAUUUGAAUAAAAAUGAGUUUUUAAUAAUUGUACCUACCUGUUUAUAAAGUACCUACCUAUAAUAAAACGCAUAUUGAUACAAAAUUGUUAAAUAAGUUUUAAAAGCAACUAAGACCCAAGUAAUAAUUUGUUUUCUUUGAAAUGUAUAAAAUAUGAAUUUAGUAAAUUGUUAUAAUAUUAAUAUAUUGCGAUACUAAAAUAGUUUUAAUGCUUACGUGAAAGUUUAUGCUAAAGAUAAAUGAUAAUUUUCCUACCUUACCAUUGAUUGAUAAUAUCUUGAUCUAUUUUUAAUUAUUAAUGUAAAACAGAACUGAUUUGUAUAUAGAAUUUUGUUAAUAUUUACUGAUUAAUAAAUCUGUACACAUAAAAUAA
Messenger RNA from Bicyclus anynana (squinting bush brown), 1943 nucleotides. RefSeq names its product homocysteine S-methyltransferase. Gene Ontology annotation, biological process: S-methylmethionine cycle. The record is from RefSeq and is a predicted model, not a curated record. The transcript has 7 exons. Lineage: Eukaryota; Metazoa; Arthropoda; Insecta; Lepidoptera; Nymphalidae. The coding region runs from base 176 to 1201 and encodes 341 amino acids. Gene Ontology annotation, molecular function: zinc ion binding; S-adenosylmethionine-homocysteine S-methyltransferase activity.